Messenger RNA from Aphidius gifuensis, 1681 nucleotides. Its product is annotated as protein spaetzle-like. Gene Ontology annotation, molecular function: Toll binding; growth factor activity. The record is from RefSeq and is a predicted model, not a curated record. Gene Ontology annotation, biological process: regulation of Toll signaling pathway; central nervous system formation; innate immune response. The transcript has 4 exons. Bases 443 to 1258 code for a protein of 271 amino acids. Gene Ontology annotation, cellular component: extracellular region. Lineage: Eukaryota; Metazoa; Arthropoda; Insecta; Hymenoptera; Braconidae.
GUUUUUUGUGAUAAGUUUCUGAAAAAUACUGACAACUUUUUGAAUUCAAUAUUUUUAAUUAAAAAAAACGAUCGUAUACUCCUGUUCAUAUAUGUUAUAUAUACACUGUAAAAAAAAAAUAAUUAGUUUCACUAUGUUACUAUAGUACCGAGGGACGUUUUCGGAAAUAUGGUUUAACAUAUUAUUUUUGAUAAUUUUUUUUACUAUGUGAACUUUAAAUUUAACUACAGUAAAAUAGUAAAAUCUACUCUGCUGAGAUAAAACCGGUUUUUAUUAUGGUUUCAGUAGACUUUACUUGUUCAAUAGAUAGUCUUCACUAUACCAAUGAUACGAACAACCAUAGACUUUUUACUUUUUACUAUGUUGUAUGUUUAAAUUAACCAUGACCGUGGGGGUACAUUUGGAAAAAUGAACCGUACUAUGGAAACUCUUAAAAUGUGCUAUGCAAUUCGUAGUUGUUACUAUAUACAAAAUGAUGUUGAGGAAAUCCGAGGCUUUUCCUAAUCAAAAUCCUAGUGAAGAUGACAUUCGGGAACACAAGUCUUUUAGACCAGGUGAUCCACAAAGAUCAAAGGAUUUUAUUUUCCCAACUGACACGCCAGAAAUCAACUAUGAUUCAUAUUCAUCGAAAAUAGUAUUUUCUCCUCGUGCUGGAUCAUGUGAUGACUCGAUCUCGUGUGAAAUUGUACCCGACUAUCCAGAACAUCACAUACGAAAUGCUCUCAGAUACAACUCCAAUUUGAAGAUUUUAGCAAUAGUUGACGAAAUUCCUAUGCUUGACCAGAGAAUAGAUAUUGAUAUUUCUGAUGAUGAGCCACUCUGCUCAUCUGAAGAAAGAGUAAUAUUCCCACAAUCUUCCCCAGAUAAAUCAGAUAAUUGGCAUUUUGUUAUUAAUCAAAAUGAUUUCCGACAAGGGAUUCGAAUCGAAAGAUGCCUAAAUGAAGGUAGUAAAUGUAAACUAACCGAUGUUUUCAACAGUGGAUACGAAACAAGUUGUAAACAAAAGUAUUAUUAUCGCAAUGUAGCUGGUGUUCUACCAAAUGGUACUGUCAGUACAUUCACCAGUAAAUUUCCAUCAAGCUGUUGCUGUCAAGUAAAGUUUUCAGGUGAUCCACUUUUACGAAUUGGUUAUAGAAAUGAAUCCUUUGGCUUGAGAAAAUCUAAUAUUUCAUCCUUUGGAACAAAAUCAUUAUCAUCGUCAACAUCAAGGAAACAUAAUCAAGUCAAAAUAACAGAUUUCAGAGUAGAAAACAAAUGAACACAGAACUUUUGUAAUAAUUCCUUAAUAAAAUGUAAAGAAAAUGAAACUUCAUAACUUAUAACUUAUACUAAGUAAGGUAACGGUAAGGGUUUGUGACAGGUGAAUGAAUUUGUGGGCGUCCCGUAUAUUUUGUACCGGGCAAAAGCUGCGUGAACCUAGCACCCCACAUUAUCGUAGAAACUUCUGGUAAAAUUCAUUUUGAAGGUCUUAAUUUGUAGUAAUUUGUAGUGAAAAGGGAUUAAUUUGUAGUUCAAAAAUUAAGGGUGGAAAACGAGUUAAAAUGUACUUUCGUAGAAAAUUAAAGAAAAAUAGUAAUAAAUAGGUCUAGUAGCUUUCUUAGAACUUGUAGUAAUUUGUAGUAAACGAAAUUUAAUUUUAAGAUGGAAAAUGAUGACAAAAAAAAAAAAAUUUUCUUUAUUG